GGGUCUGCUGCUGUGUUUCAGUCUGAAGCCGUUGGCUGCUACUGAACCGUUUGGCUCUUUUCUCUGCUAGCGAGCAAACCCACGAUCCAGACCCAACUGUCCAUCCAGCUCGUUUUUAAGGGGAUUUAUCGCCACAUAUGCCCGCGAAUCCGACACGCGGCGGUCAUUGGGGACUCCCAGCAGCGGGUGGCCGGGUCUGAGGGCCGUUAUAACGCGUUUUCGAGCUUUAAUCAGAGCUAGAAAACAGCGGUGGUGGUGGAGGAGGAGAUUCCAUAUUAGGAGCACAGAGGAGAAGGCACCCCCCCCCCCCCCCUUGUGUGAUUUGGAGCUUGUGGUUGUGAGCCCAUGGUACACGGCCCUGACUGAACACAGUGGUGGUGCAUACAUACAUACUGUGGUUAGGUGUGUGUGUGCUGACCUCAUGGUGUAACAGGAGUAAAGAUGAGCAUUAGCAGUGAUGAGGUCAACUUCCUGGUCUACAGAUACCUACAGGAGUCAGGAUUCUCCCACUCAGCAUUCACGUUUGGUAUAGAGAGUCACAUCAGCCAGUCCAACAUCAAUGGUGCUCUGGUUCCCCCUGCUGCUCUCAUCAGCAUCAUCCAGAAGGGCCUGCAGUACGUCGAGGCAGAAGUCAGCAUCAAUGAGGAUGGGACGUUAUUUGACGGACGGCCCAUCGAGUCUUUGUCUCUAAUCGACGCGGUGAUGCCGGACGUGGUUCAGACGAGGCAACAGGCUUACCGGGACAAAAUGGCCCAGCAGCAGGCUGCCGCUUCAGCACCGGCUUCAGCCACUGGAGGCAGCAUCACCGGCAAUGCCAAGAACGGAGAGAAUACUGCCAACGGGGAGGAGAACGGACCCCACGCCUUAGCAAAUAACCACGCAGACCUGAUGGAGGUGGACGGAGAUGUGGAGAUCCCUCAGAACAAGGCCAUGGUCCUACGGGGCCACGAGUCUGAGGUCUUCAUCUGUGCCUGGAACCCAGUCAGUGACCUGCUGGCAUCAGGGUCUGGCGAUUCGACGGCCCGCAUCUGGAACCUGAGUGAGAACAGCACGAGCAGCUCCACACAGCUGGUCCUGAGACACUGCAUACGAGAGGGAGGACAGGACGUCCCCAGCAACAAAGAUGUCACCUCGCUAGACUGGAAUAGCGAGGGCACGCUGUUAGCGACGGGCUCCUACGACGGAUUUGCCAGAAUAUGGACGAAGGACGGUAACCUGGCCAGUACACUGGGCCAACACAAAGGUCCCAUCUUUGCCCUGAAGUGGAAUAAAAAAGGCAACUUUAUCCUCAGUGCAGGAGUAGACAAGACAACAAUCAUAUGGGACGCCCAUACAGGAGAAGCCAAACAACAGUUCCCCUUUCAUUCAGCUCCAGCUCUCGACGUGGACUGGCAAAGCAACAACACGUUUGCGUCCUGCAGUACAGACAUGUGCAUCCACGUCUGUAAACUGGGUCAGGACAGACCCAUCAAAACAUUCCAGGGACACACGAAUGAAGUAAAUGCAAUCAAGUGGGAUCCCACAGGGAACCUGCUGGCCUCCUGCUCAGACGACAUGACACUCAAGAUCUGGAGUAUGAAGCAGGACUCGUGUGUCCAUGACCUUCAGGCCCACAGUAAAGAAAUCUACACCAUUAAAUGGAGUCCCACCGGCCCCGGAACCAACAACCCCAGCGCUAACCUCAUGCUAGCCAGUGCAUCGUUUGACUCCACGGUUCGUCUCUGGGACGUGGAGCGCGGCAUCUGUAUCCACACGCUCACUAAACACCAGGAGCCCGUGUACAGCGUGGCGUUCAGCCCCGACGGUCGGCAUCUGGCCAGCGGCUCCUUUGACAAAUGUGUGCACAUCUGGAAUACACAGACGGGCGCUUUAGUGCACAGUUACCGAGGGACAGGGGGAAUCUUCGAGGUUUGCUGGAACGCAGCGGGGGACAAAGUCGGAGCCAGUGCGUCAGACGGAUCUGUGUGUGUACUAGACCUGCGGAAAUAGCACCGCUGUUUGUUGGAAGCCAUGGACCGACCAUGAAUGUGUACAUAGCCAAAUGACUGUCCCUGCCUGCCCUGUGUACUGCUCACGCUUACAACUAUGGCCCCGCCCACCGACAGACAGGAAGCAGGAAACGGGAACAGGAAGCAAGCAACCCCCCGGCACAGCAGGUCCUGACGAGAGGGAUGAACAGUUGGAUGGACGCAUAAGCAGGCGGAGGGAUGGAUGCGCCCGUCUCCGCCUGUGCAGACUCUGACAGAGAUGCAGAAGGGACGCAGCAUUUAAAGAAAAAAAAAAGAAAACUCAAACAAAAACAAAACAAAAAAAAGUUCCAGAUCUGUGUAUGUACCACAUUUGGAAGCUACUUUGCUUUUUUUUUUUUUUUUUGGAUCUUUAAACCCAUGCUCAUUGUCAUCAAAAUGAAAAACAAUGAAAAACAAUGAAAAAAAAAGUGUUGCUCUUUGUUUAGCUGGAUCUCAUUGUGCAGACAUAUCAACUUCUCCACCUUCAAACACGAUGGCACUUACUUUCAUCUUUUGUUUCGGUGCUUUUGGUUUGUUUUUUACUUCUUUUUUUAUCUUUGGGGUCAAAGGUUGGGUCGGCGUUUUAUGCAGUGGAGAAGUACACACACACACACACACACACACGAAUAGGAAACCGUUUCCUCAUCGCCAUUUUAAAUGUACAUUGUUGUGUUCUGGUUCUGGUUGAUGUGAUUGGGUCAAAAUGCAGUAAGUCAUGUCAUCUCUGGACUCUCCUCCCUACACGUGACUUUCAGAUGCUUUAAAAACACUUUGAUCCACUUUUACCCACAGUUCUCCUCUCUGGACUCUUUAGUCAACACGGUUAAGUGUCCUCCACUCGUCCUCCACUCGUCUCAAAGGUUUUUUUUAAGGUUGCAGGAGGUACCGACACUUAGUCUGUUCAGGUUUGCUGUCAGUGACAAUGAAGUUAAAGUGAGUGUUAGAGUCUUUUCUAACUGUAAAGUGACGUUUUAAAAACAUUCAUUCUUAUUCACUGACACUGUCACACUUGGCAAACAAGGCAGCAGAACACCGAAAACACACUUUUUCUUUCAGGUGCAGUGAGUUUGACAACUUUCACUUAACUGUUGGAAAACGCUGCAAAGAAAAGGUGACAAACUUAUUUAUAACUUGAAAGGUGAAGUGGUUUAGUCACUGAGAGUGAUCCUCUGGACUAUGUGUCAGUGUUUAAUGCAACCACACUUCCUGUCACCGCCUCUUACUUUACUGUACAACUACUCAAGGUUACGCUCAGCUUUACCAUGUUUAUCAGACGUGAAACGUUCAUAAUGUGACUCAUUUUCACCCUCAGUGUGUGUGACGUGUGUGUGUGACAGUGUCAGCCAAUGACCUCGUCGUUUUCUUUACAUUUCUUUUGCAGAUUAACAUUCUCAGAGGUAGAAACGUCUCAGUGAGUUAAACCUCAGAGGGCGGAGCCAAAGAAAAAAGUCAAAUGGUCGAUGUUACAAAAGUCUCGAGACGCUGAGUUCAAAGUGUCUCCCCCUGCUGGUCGUUUGUUACACGCGCUCGUCUCCGUAUUUCACUCUGUUGUGAGUGUAACUGUGAUUUAUCGCUGCAUAUAUCGAACUCGACACAUUGGUUUCUUGGAUUGUUCGUAAAAGCUCUUGUAAAAUUAGCGACGAGUAAAUGUGGCAGAGUGUCGUGUAAAUGGGGAGGGAUUUCGGACGCAGCCUGACUAGCCAAGCUAAGCUAGCUUUCUUAGCUCAGAUCUGCCCAGAUGAAUCAUUAAUGAGGGUGAGAGUUAUCUUUAAAUCAUAAAAAGUGACAGACAUUUAGAAACAACUACAGCGUCAGUGUAGCUAUGUUAAAAUGGCUGUUUUAGCUAAGCUAGCGUGUUCAUGAAUGAGAAUUUAAGAGUUAAAUCAGUUAUUUAAUGAAUGAACAAACAAACAAGUGGAGGAAAACUUCACUGACAUUGACGACGACGACAUGAACAUCGUUUGUGUUUUGACCAAAGUUUUGUCUUGAACAUUGAAAUUAGCCUAUUAGCUCGUGUUCGUUGGCUUCACUCUGUUGUAUGUUUAAUUCUCCAGAGCAGCUCUGCCUCCAAAAAAUCAGCUGAUUUCUUUUUGUUUUUCACUCUUUUACAUUUCCUGUAGUUUUGUGGGACAGGAAACUUUUCUUUUCUUUUUUUUAAUCAUGUGUUCCAAUCUUUGGUAUUGUGUCUGUGCAUUAGUUCUUUUCUUGCCGACUGAUCCCUGGAACAACAUCGUUACUCAGAAUCAGACCCAAAAGUGAAAAAUCUUAACAUUAAAACGGUUCUUAAUGUGUGGGAAUAGCAACAUAAUGGAGCGUUUAAAGGACAAAAAAAAUGAUUUAAAAAAUCAGGGUGUAACCGUGUGACGCAGCUAACGGAGUCAUAGUUGUUUAAAAACAAACCUCUCACGCCAUGUUAGGUUCUGUCCACGUUUUCUUGUGUUUCCCUGCUGACAAAACAUUUUAUACUCUUUUCAAGACAAAUUUAAAGUUACAUUUUUGUAAUUUCUUUGUAGGUUUAAAAAAACAAAUGUGAAUUGAUGAUUUAUUGGCAGUGUUAAUUUACAUGUUCUAUAAAUUUUAAAGAUUUUUCGUUUUCUUACUUCGAUGCUAUUGCAAAUAGUAAAAAGGUUGACCCUGUAAUGUAAGGCUUACAGAGCUGAGCUGUCAUUCUGAAGAGGCACCUUUGGCCUGGGAUGAGUUUUCCUGGGAGAAAAUCACCACUAAAAAAUUUGUCUAUGUUUUAAUAAAAGAAAUGUUUUACUUUUUCUUUUGCUUGGAUCUUUUUGGGCGGCCCUACUCCUGAAACUCGUCUUGGCUCGGGCACAAGACAAUUUGAAUAAAACUGUAAUUUUUCAAUCAA
Messenger RNA from Solea solea (common sole), 4869 nucleotides. It is a transcript of the gene tbl1xr1a, whose product is annotated as TBL1X/Y related 1a. Gene Ontology annotation, molecular function: protein binding; transcription corepressor activity. NCBI's taxonomy places the organism in Eukaryota, Metazoa, Chordata, Actinopteri, Pleuronectiformes, Soleidae. Gene Ontology annotation, cellular component: histone deacetylase complex. The transcript is spliced from 16 exons. Gene Ontology annotation, biological process: regulation of transcription by RNA polymerase II. Bases 442 to 1989 code for a protein of 515 amino acids. The record is from RefSeq and is a predicted model, not a curated record.